CCCACUUCACCGGGGAUGCCAGCACGACGACACAAGGCGACGACCGAGUUACACCACGCGAUGGCUCCGAAAAAGAAAGGGCCGUUCUUCUUCCUCAUGCGAGAGCUUCAGAACGAGCGCAAGGAACGCAACCUGCCGUGCUCUCUGGACGCCGUCCGAGAAGAAGCAGGAGAGAGGUGGAAGACUCUGACAGAAGAGCAAAAAGCCGUGUACGAAGCCAUGGCGAACGACUUCAAGGAGCGCGGAAAAGGAGGAUUACACAAUAAGUUCACUUCAGAUGGUCGCAGCAUCGCCAGUGUAUUGAAAGAAGAAGAUGAAAGGAUACAGCUCCGUCGGGACAUGAUAAAUAGUAUUCAUCGUUACGUUGACGAUAUUGGCACAGUUGACGAGAUUAAAAGGUGGCCAUUUUAUAUAGUGUCCUUCAAUAUACUCUGCGAAGCAAAUGGGAUAUACUACCCACUAGAGAUUGGACUUAUAGAGUACUCAAUCGAACAAGGUUUUAUAAGAGCCUACCACAAGUUCAUCGACCCAGGUCCAAUACCUCUUGGAUUUGCAAGUGCUGCAAAAGACCACAGCGAAAGCACGCAUGGCAUCCCCAUCACAGGUUUUGAAGAAGGCACAACCGACUACAGGAGCGUUGUCCGUGGCCUGAUGGCAUAUCUUCGACUCCCCAUUGAAGAUGCGAUUCUUCCACCGCUCUUCUGCAUGCAAGACCACAUCCCACAGGCCGCUGGCUGCAUGCGGUGGCUCGAAGAACAUGCAAAUUUCACCCUGGACUUUCCAAUCUGGGACAUCCUGCCACUUCUGCGCAAGCUGCGAAAUGUGGUUGGAGAGGAGAUCUCACAUGCCGAAGCAGAGAACAUCCUCAACUCAGCCUUGUUCGACUACGAGCUGAAGUCUCUCUGUCCUUACCACCUGGACAUUGACAACAAGAACUGUGCCUUGGGAGAGUGUAGAAGGCUUGGGUACAAAAUGUCGAAUGCCCUGCUCAACGCAUACCGGAUCGAGCGCUGCAUCGACUACCAGCAUCUCCCACCGAGGUUUGACCCAUCGCUCAACUUUGAAGUCUCCCAGAUGAACCUGAGGCCAGUUCGCAUGGGCGUGUCGCGGCGGCCCCUUGGGGCCAGCGGAGACCAUGGCUCGUCGUAUUACCAGCGGUCAAGCGCUCCGGCACCAUCCUUGCCAAGGGAGACCAGGCGGGUCGAGGACUACUACGCCGAACAAAGGGGCCCAAGAGUGAUUCCAUCAGCACAGCCUGGUCCUUCCAAGGCCGGUGGGGCAUGUGCAUCUGUGGAUUCCUUGGUGGACGAGUUCCCGUCCUUAGGAGACUCCAUGCUGGGCCGCAAGCCCCCCGGCUACUUCGGGUAUUCCAGCAGCACGCCGUCUUACUCGGAGUUGAGUGACGCGGCCAGUGUCACAUCGGAUUGCAGUGUGUCAAGUGGUGCCAAACCAAAGGUAGGAGCAGCUCCAUCGCGGCUAGCAGCCCAGUUUUCAGACACCUCGUCAGUCCUGCAAGGCAUCGGCCGGGGGUUGCCAAUGCCAGGUAUAAGGGGCACACAGAGCCCAGGGAGUGGCUCCACUUUCCAAAUGCCAAGGCAGCCCCGCACUGAGCCAGCUUACAUCAAGAUCCGAAAGCCAUCGUCUCCUGAUGACUCUGUGGGCAAAGGAAUGGGAAGAGGCACCUUCUGAAUGUUCCAACGAUCCCGUCAAUGUGCCUUACGUCGAGAAAACUGUGAUGCAGCUGGUGACACUGGGACAAAGGGUGUCUUCAACAUUUCCUUUUAAAAAUUCUAGGGUACCUGUUUGUUUUUGUUCAUGUCAGAAGUCUUGACCUGUUUCGUUGUGUGAAGUAAAUGUACCAGUUUUAUGCUUCA
This is a messenger RNA of Dermacentor andersoni, 1874 nucleotides long. Its product is annotated as protein maelstrom homolog. Gene Ontology annotation, molecular function: sequence-specific DNA binding. The record is from RefSeq and is a predicted model, not a curated record. Gene Ontology annotation, biological process: piRNA processing; spermatogenesis; male meiotic nuclear division. Lineage: Eukaryota; Metazoa; Arthropoda; Arachnida; Ixodida; Ixodidae. Gene Ontology annotation, cellular component: nucleus; P granule.